Molecule: messenger RNA, 3530 nt
Organism: Eupeodes corollae
Lineage: Eukaryota; Metazoa; Arthropoda; Insecta; Diptera; Syrphidae
Gene: Akt
Product: RAC serine/threonine-protein kinase
Exons: 9
Coding region: 649-2199 (516 amino acids)
Biological process (GO): protein phosphorylation
Molecular function (GO): protein serine/threonine kinase activity; ATP binding
Source: RefSeq, a predicted model, not a curated record
AGACCAUACUCUUAAAAAAUGGCGGACAUGGUCAUUACUGACUAGACUAUACGUGAUUUAUUUAUUCCUUAAAAGUAAACUUAAUUUUAAACAAAAAAAGAGCUUUGAAAUUUCAUUUUAUAUCAUUAUCCUAAAAGAAACAUCGAAAUAUAAAUUGACCUAUUCCUGAACACAUGGUAAAUCUGAAUCGAAGUUUUUACAUUUUCACAAGAAAAAUAUGCAAUUGCGGUUUGAAAUUGGCAGAUCAUCAGAUAUCACACAAAUCGGGAGUUAAUUUUGUGCAGGUUUGCUAAAAUGGAAUUUUCAAGAAAAGAAAAUUUCAUAUGGUUCGUAAGUGAAUACAAACAAAAAAUAAAGCAAAUGUGAAUGUAUGCAGUGCUAAGUUUUUAUUUUUACAAUUACGUUUUUGAAAAUUUCAUUGAAGAAGAAAAUUAGCAGGAAGGGGCAGUGCGCAGAGCAGACGCCGUCGACCCGUCACCGCCGUAGACGAAGAGGAUGACAUAAAAGAUAUAUAUUUCAGUUGCACACAAUUUUGAAGAAAGCAAAAAAAGUUUGUUGCUUGAACAAUUUCGCUCUAUCGUGCGAAUAUACCUAACAGCAAUAGCAGUAAUUAAUCAUUAAUCACCACAUAUAGAAGCCUUUUCUAAAAUGUCUUCAACUUUUGAGACUUAUGGUUCUCUACAGGCCUCUGUAGUAAAAGAAGGCUGGUUAUAUAAACGCGGCGAACAUAUAAAAACAUGGCGAGCGCGAUACUUUGUGUUGCGAGAUGAUGGCACUUUAAUGGGCUACCGAAAUAAGCCUGAAAACACAACACCGUCUGAACGAUUAAAUAACUUCACAGUGAAAGGAUGCCAAAUAAUGACAGUUGAUAGACCAAAGCCAUAUACAUUCAUUAUACGUGGACUCCAAUGGACUACUGUGAUUGAGAGAACUUUCCAUGUAGAGAAGGAGAGUGACCGUCAAGAGUGGACAGAUGCUAUCAGAAUGGUGGCGAGUCGAUUGAGUGAAAUGGGCGAGACUGCCAUGUCCCCAUCUACUUCAGAAGAUAUGACAGAUGUUGACAUGGCUUCCAUAGCCGAAGUAGAAUUGUCAGAGAAAUUCUCGGUUCAAGGCACUUCCACGGGGAAAAUAAGUGGAAAAAAGAAAGUCACAUUGGAAAACUUCGAGUUCUUGAAAGUUCUAGGUAAAGGUACUUUCGGAAAAGUGAUCCUGUGUCGUGAAAAGUCGACAGCAAAACUAUAUGCUAUUAAAAUUCUUAAAAAAGAGGUCAUAAUACAAAAGGAUGAAGUGGCACAUACACUCACGGAGAGCAGAGUUCUCCAAACAACAAAUCAUCCGUUUUUAAUUUCAUUAAAAUAUUCAUUUCAAACCAAUGACCGCCUUUGCUUCGUUAUGCAAUACGUCAAUGGGGGUGAACUUUUUUUUCAUCUUAGCCGCGAGCGUGUAUUCACGGAAGAACGCACCCGAUUUUAUGGAGCCGAAAUUAUUUCUGCGUUGGGUUAUCUGCAUUCACAGGGAAUCAUAUAUCGCGACUUAAAGCUGGAGAAUCUUCUUUUGGACAAGGAUGGUCAUAUAAAAAUAGCUGACUUUGGUUUAUGUAAAGAGGACAUUACAUAUGGGCGCACGACAAAGACUUUUUGUGGCACACCAGAAUAUUUGGCUCCUGAAGUCUUAGAAGAUAACGACUAUGGUCAUGCAGUGGAUUGGUGGGGUACCGGAGUUGUUAUGUACGAAAUGAUCUGUGGUCGUCUUCCGUUUUAUAAUCGAGAUCAUGAUGUUCUAUUCACAUUGAUUCUGCUUGAAGAUGUUCGAUUUCCCCGAACGAUAUCUGAAGAAGCGAAAAGUCUGUUGAGUGGCUUGCUUGCAAAAGAUCCAAAUAAAAGACUUGGUGGGGGCCAAGAAGAUGUGAGAGAGAUACAAGCGCAUGCGUUCUUUUCUAGUAUUAAUUGGACUGAUUUAGUACAGAAAAAAAUUCCACCACCGUUUAAGCCUCAAGUCACUUCAGAUACUGACACACGAUAUUUUGAUUCGGAGUUUACUGGUGAAAGUGUUGAACUGACCCCACCAGAUCCAACAGGUCCCUUGGGGGCGAUUCAAGAAGAACCACUUUUCCCACAAUUCAGCUAUCAAGAUAUGGCUUCGACAUUGGGUACGUCCGCCCACAUCAGUAGUUCAACUGGACUCACAUCGAUGCAAUAGACUUAGAAAAACUAAAAGCAAAAGCCAAUAACAAAACGCGGAUAAAAAUAUUAUCAGAAAGAAAAAACAUGAAUGAGUAAAAAUAAACAAAAACCAUAUUAAAAGCUAAAUAUAUUUUAUAUUCUAUAUUUAAUUAAACAUAAGAUAUAUAAUAAAAGCAAGCCAUUGAGCUUAACGUUUACCGUAAAAAAAAGAAAAAAAAACAAAAACAAAAGAAAAUACAUUACACGAAACAUAUAUAAAUUAGAUAAUGAUUAAUUAUUAUAAUUUGGAUACAUUUUAUGGCAUAAGUUAUAAUUAAUAUUACUUUAAGUUUAGGUAAUGUUGAAAAAAGAAAAAUAUUUGUAUUUAUAUGUCGUUUAUUAUAAUAGUGGAUCUUUCUCCUUCUUGCUAAUACUUCUGAACUUUUUUUUGUAUUUAAACAAAACAAAAAAUUAAAUUCUUGUUAAAUUUGUUUUAAAAAUUUUGUUCGUAAUUCUUCAUAUUUUCAAACAGAGUUUUCCAAGAUUUUCAUUUUGAACACAUUUUUGGCGAAGAUAGACCACUUUUAUAAUUAACAUCACAUAAAAUUUAAGUAACAACAAAUUAAAAGUAACAUUUAUUUUUUCUACCACUCUUGUUUUUCUUGUUAUUUUAUAAAUUAAAAACAUUUAAUUGUAUAUUUAGUACCCUACGUAACUGUUAUAAAAAAUAAGAUAUGAAGAAUAAACGAUUAUUAAAUAAAAAAAAAAAAAACGAUACACCAACAACAAAACAAUAGGUAGACCUAGGCUCCAUAGUUCCAAUACAAACAUUUUUUGAUAUUUUUUUAUAUACACAGAAACAUAGUUCUAAAAAAUAACGAUAAUUCUUAACAAACAAAGUUAGGAACAUAAAAAUAAAGUAAAUUAAAUACAAAUGUUAAAAUUAAAACGAAUAAAUAUAAAAAUAAAUACUUAGAGUCGUUUAAAAAAAAUAAAUAAUAUUUACGUUCAACAUACAAACUAACGUUAUACAUUUUCAUGGAACGAAAUUUUCACUCAAAGUCGUUUGUAGAUCUUAUGUUCUAGUUUCUUCAUGGCACAUAGUUUCUUAUGUUGAACUUAAGUUUCGUCUAAAUUGGAUAUUUGAAUGAUUUGAACUUUUGAACAUUACCCGUAUUUAACAAUAGUAUUGAUCGAAUUCAAUUCCAUUUGUUAACAUUUUGUGUUUUUAUUUUAAAAUUUGCACAUUAGGUCUUUGUGUCUAUUUUGGAUUUCAUUUACAUUAUAUAUGUACAUGUAUUUGUGUUGACGAAUAUAACAGAGCUCUCAAAAUAAAACAAUUGAUUAUAAAUUGCCAAUGCAAUUCAA